Molecule: messenger RNA, 4348 nt
Organism: Mandrillus leucophaeus (drill)
Lineage: Eukaryota; Metazoa; Chordata; Mammalia; Primates; Cercopithecidae
Gene: GFRA1
Product: GDNF family receptor alpha 1
Exons: 12
Coding region: 922-2325 (467 amino acids)
Biological process (GO): nervous system development
Cellular component (GO): external side of plasma membrane; signaling receptor complex
Molecular function (GO): signaling receptor activity
Source: RefSeq, a predicted model, not a curated record
UAGAGGAUCCCUGAAUGGUGUGGCUAUGGGUGUGUGUGUAUUGGAGGAGGGGUGUCUGAUGAGGGCGUCCUUCUCCUCAUACCUACCCCGGAGGAACACGCGUACAGCACAAGAGGAGUGCGGAUCCCUAGGAUGUCUCCCGGGUUUGGGGCGCGCCCCGAGACACAGACCCUCUUUGGCGACUCCACACAAUGUGCAGCCUGCCUGCAAGCAGCCGCUGCAGCCUAGGGGCGCGCCUGGCUGAUGUGUGGUUGAAUGCAGAGCGGCCCAACCCUCCUCCUUCCUCCUCUUCUCCCCGCCCUGACACCCGGGCUUCAAACUUCAACCAAAGCCCGUGCCCUUUUCAAUUAACCCCCCUCGAUCAAAAUGAGCCAUUCUUUUCUCUCCUCCGCGGCGGCCCAUUGUCUGGCGUGAUAGGUUUGCUGAUUUGACAGCUGGGCGCACACAUAUUUGAUUCAAACUCGGUCUCCCCGAGAGAUGAACUUGGACAUCAGCAAAGAUCCCGAGCACUGCGGGCUGGCUCCUAGACCAGUCUCCGGACCCAGUGUAGACUUCGGGCAAAUAAAGUGAGCCCGGAAAGGGAAGGAGGGGGCGGGGACACCAUUCCCCCCGAAAGAAUAAAUAAGUAAAUAAACUGGCUCCUCGCCGCAGCUGGACGCGGUCGAUUGAGUCCAGGUUGGGUCGGACCUGAACCCCUAAAAGCGGAACCGCCUCCCGCCCUCGCCAGCCCGGAGCUGAGUCGCCAGCGGCGGUGGCGGCUGCCAGACCCGGAGUUUCCUCUUUCACUGGAUGGAGCUGAACUUUGGGCGGCCAGAGCAGCACAGCUGUCCGGGGAUCGCUGCAUGCUGAGCUCCCUCGGCAAGACCCAGCGGCGGCUCAGGAUUUUUUUGGGGGGGCGGGGACCAGCCCCGCGCCGGCACCAUGUUCCUGGCGACCCUGUACUUCGCGCUGCCACUCUUGGACUUGCUCCUGUCGGCCAAAGUGAGCGGCGGAGACCGCCUGGACUGCGUGAAAGCCAGUGAUCAGUGCCUGAAGGAGCAGAGCUGCAGCACCAAGUACCGCACGCUGAGGCAGUGUGUGGCGGGCAAGGAGACCAACUUCAGCCUGGCAUCCGGCCUUGAGGCCAAGGAUGAGUGCCGCAGCGCCAUGGAGGCCCUGAAGCAGAAGUCGCUCUACAACUGCCGCUGCAAGCGGGGUAUGAAGAAGGAGAAAAACUGUCUGCGCAUUUACUGGAGCAUGUACCAGAGCCUGCAGGGAAAUGAUCUGCUGGAGGAUUCCCCAUAUGAACCAGUUAACAGCAGAUUGUCAGAUAUAUUCCGGGUGGUCCCAUUCAUAUCAGAUGUUUUUCAGCAAGUGGAGCACAUUCCCAAAGGGAACAACUGCCUGGAUGCAGCCAAGGCCUGCAACCUCGACGACACUUGCAAGAAGUACAGAUCAGCGUACAUCACCCCGUGCACCACCAGCGUGUCCAACGAUGUCUGCAACCGCCGCAAGUGCCACAAGGCCCUCCGGCAGUUCUUUGACAAGGUCCCGGCCAAGCACAGCUAUGGAAUGCUCUUCUGCUCCUGCCGGGACAUCGCCUGCACAGAGCGGAGGCGACAGACCAUCGUGCCUGUGUGCUCCUAUGAAGAGAGGGAGAAGCCCAACUGUUUGAAUUUACAGGACUCCUGCAAGACGAAUUACAUCUGCAGAUCUCGCCUUGCGGAUUUUUUUACCAACUGCCAGCCAGAGUCAAGGUCUGUCAGCAGCUGUCUAAAGGAAAACUACGCUGACUGCCUCCUCGCCUACUCCGGGCUUAUUGGCACAGUCAUGACCCCUAACUACAUAGACUCCAGUAGCCUCAGUGUGGCCCCAUGGUGUGACUGCAGCAACAGUGGGAACGACCUAGAAGAGUGCAUGAAAUUUUUGAAUUUCUUCAAGGACAAUACAUGUCUUAAAAAUGCAAUUCAAGCCUUUGGCAAUGGCUCCGAUGUGACUGUGUGGCAGCCAGCCCUCCCAGUACAGACCACCACUGCCACUACCACCACUGCCUUCCGGAUCAAGAACAAGCCCCUGGGGCCAGCAGGGUCUGAGAAUGAAAUUCCCACUCACGUUUUGCCACCGUGUGCAAAUUUACAGGCACAGAAGCUAAAAUCCAAUGUGUCGGGCAAUACACACCUCUGUAUUUCCAAUGGUAAUUAUGAAAAAGAAGGUCUCGGUGCUUCCAGCCACAUAACCACAAAAUCAAUGGCUGCUCCUUCAAGCUGCGGUCUGAGCCCACUGCUGGUUCUGGUGGUAACCGCUCUGUCCACCCUAUUAUCUUUAUCUUUAGCAGAAACAUCGUAGCUGCAUUUAAAAAAAUACAAUAUGGACAUGUAAAAAGACAAAAACCAAGUUAUCUGUUUCCUGUUCUCUUGUAUAGCUGAAAUUCCAGUUUUAGGAGCUCAGUUAAGAAACAGUUCCAUCCAACUGGAACAUUUUUGUUUUUUCUUUCAAGAAAGCUUCUUGUGAUCCUUCGGGGCUUCUGUGAAAAACCUGACGCAGUGCUCCAUUCCAAACUCAGAAGGCUUUGGGAUAUGCUGUAUUUUAAAGGGACAGUUUGUCAAUUGGGCUGUAAAGCAAACUGGGGCUGUGUUUUUGAUGAUGAUGAUGAUUUUAACAGUUUUACUUCUGGCCUUUCCUAGCUAGAGAAGGAGUUAAUAUUUCUAAGGUAACUCCCAUAUCUCAUCUAAUGACAUUGAUUUCUAAUGAUACAAAUUUCAACCUGACAUUGAUGCCAAGCUUUUUUUUGCCACAAAGAAGAUUCUUAUCAAGAGUGGGCUUUGUGGAAACAGCUGGUACUGAUGUUCACCUUUCUAUAUGUACUAGCAUUUUCCAUGCUGAUGUUUAUGUACUGUAAACAGUUCUGCACUCUUGUACAAAAGAAAAAACACCUGUCACAUCUAAAUAUAGUAUCUGUCUUUUAGUCAAAAUAGAGAGUGGGGAAUGAGUGUGCCGAGUCAGUACCUCAAUCCCUGAACAGCACUCUUCUAAUCCUAAGCCUUACCUGAGUGAGAAGCCCUUUACCUAACAAGAGUCCAAUAUAGCUGAAACGUCGCUCUAAUACUCUUUACACUUAUGAGGUUAUAUGUAGAAAAAAUUUUACUACUAAAUGAUUUCAACUAUUGGCUUUCUAUAUUUUGAAAGUAAUGAUAUUGUCUCAUUUUUUUACUGGUUUAAUACAAAAUACACAGAGCUUGUUUCCCCUCAUAAGUAGUGUUCGCUCCAAUAUGAACUUCACAAAUACAGCUCUUCAAAAGCAGACUCUGAGAAGCCUCGUGCUGUAGCAGAAAGUUCUGCAUCACAUGACCGUGGACAGGCAGGAGGAAACAGAGCAGACAAGCAUUGUCUUUUAUUGUGUCUUGAAGUGCAAGCAUGCAUACCUGUGGAGGGAACUGGUGGCUGCUUGUAAAUGUUCUGCAGCAUCUCAUGGCAGCCUUGUCAUGAUGCAAUCCGGCACCUUGGUUUUCAGGUUAUCUGACAAAGGCAGCUUUGAUUGGGACACAUGGGCAUGGGCAGGUUGUCCUUUCUUUGGAAGCACAUCCAUGCUGGGAUGCCCAGUUCUUUUCCGAAGGAUUGUCCUUACUCCUGACUGCAAUGUCUUGGCCACUGUUUGGAGCACUUUGGUCUGAAGGUCAUUAAGGAUCUGCUUGCAUCUUGUUUUAUGUCCUCCGUGACAUACUGCAGACCAUGUUAGAAAAGAAGGAAGGUUUGUGGAUCAAGAGGGUUGACAUUAGGUCUGGCGAGAUGAGUUGGUUGGCACAGAUCAGCAGGACAGGACCCUGGUGAUAAGGCAUCUGGCUUUGCUAACCACAUAUCAUCUUCCAUUAUUCUCUUUCUUGACUAAGUAGACCCGAAAGUGCACUGUCGAAGUCUGGUUUAGAUGGCGAGAUUCUGAAUCUACAGUGAUCAAGUACUGGUGGCCACUUUUCUCCAACAUUAAGUAAAGAAGCAGAGAUCCCACCUUGAUAAAUUGCUGGGGAGCACUGACUUUUCCCACCUUGGCAGAGAGAUGGAGGAGGAAACCAGGGUGCACAUUUCUACAGAUCCCCUUUGCCUGCUGGUGUUUGCCUUCUCAGAUUAGUCAAAUCGCUAGGGGGAAGGGGAAAUCUAUGAAAUCCAAGAUAAAGGCAUAGUCUUUUAGCUCUAUUGGUGUUCAAAGUGCAUUUGUGUCCAAAUGUUAAUCAACACAAAUGUACAGUACUCGGUACUGACUUUUUUCAGUUCAAAAUGUUUUCAAGGGAAAUUCAGCAGACACUCAACUGUAUUUAAUUAGUGAAAAGUUCUAUAAAGACUCUUACUUUGAAUAAACACAUUAAAUGUGUCAAAA